Molecule: messenger RNA, 207 nt
Organism: Purpureocillium lilacinum
Lineage: Eukaryota; Fungi; Ascomycota; Sordariomycetes; Hypocreales; Ophiocordycipitaceae
Source: RefSeq, a predicted model, not a curated record
AUGGAAGCCAAAGGGGGGGGGUGUGUCUGGAGAAAUGGGCGAGAGGCUGAUGAAGCGCGCGGGCAGGCGAGCGUGGAGACAGGGACGAGCAGCGUGUCUCUGUCGGCGCAAACACUAUGCUAUGGCAGCGGCGGCCGCGAUGGACCGUUGCGUCCCGAGCGACACACGGGCGCGGGUGCGUUGGUGCCAAAGUCUACCCAAGCGUGA